This is a messenger RNA of Oryzias melastigma (Indian medaka), 5916 nucleotides long. RefSeq names its product myosin heavy chain, fast skeletal muscle. Gene Ontology annotation, cellular component: myosin complex. The coding region runs from base 115 to 5916 and encodes 1933 amino acids. The transcript has 41 exons. Lineage: Eukaryota; Metazoa; Chordata; Actinopteri; Beloniformes; Adrianichthyidae. The record is from RefSeq and is a predicted model, not a curated record. Gene Ontology annotation, molecular function: cytoskeletal motor activity; actin filament binding; ATP binding.
AGGGGUUCAAGACAACACAGGAGUGUGUGGCAAAGGACCCCUGAAGACUCCAGCGUACGGAUUGGGAUCAUAGCAGACUUCUAACACAGGCAGGGUCAGACAACAUCUGCCACCAUGAGUACAGACGCGGAGAUGGCCGUUUACGGCAAAGCUGCCAUUUACCUCCGUAAGCCUGAGAAGGAAAGAAUUGAGGCUCAAAACAAACCGUUUGAUGCCAAGAGUGCCUGCUAUGUGCCUGAUGCCAAGGAGCUGUACUUGAAGGCAACCGUCAUCAAAAGAGACGGUGGCAAAGUUACUGUCAAACUCUUGGAAAGUAAUGAGGAGAGAACAGUAAAGGAAGAUGAGGUCUCUCCAAUGAAUCCUCCAAAGUUCGACAAAAUUGAGGACAUGGCCAUGAUGACCCAUCUCAAUGAAGCCUCUGUGUUGUAUAACCUCAAAGAGCGUUAUGCAGCCUGGAUGAUCUACACCUAUUCUGGGUUGUUCUGUGCCACCGUGAACCCAUACAAGUGGCUCCCAGUGUACGACUCUGAAGUUGUAUCUGCCUACAGAGGCAAGAAGCGUAUGGAGGCUCCUCCCCACAUCUUCUCCGUCUCUGACAACGCCUUUCAGUUCAUGCUUACUGAUAGGGAGAACCAGUCUGUCUUGAUCACUGGAGAAUCUGGUGCUGGAAAGACUGUCAACACCAAGCGUGUCAUCCAGUACUUUGCAACUAUCUCCACUGGAACAGAAAAGAAGCAGCAGCCUGGCAAAAUGCAGGGCUCUCUGGAGGAUCAGAUCAUUGCAGCCAAUCCUUUGCUGGAGGCUUAUGGUAAUGCCAAAACCGUGAGAAAUGACAACUCCUCUCGUUUUGGUAAAUUCAUCAGAAUUCACUUUGGCACAACUGGCAAGCUGUCUAGUGCUGACAUUGAGACAUAUCUGCUGGAGAAGUCAAGAGUGACAUUCCAGCUUCCUGAUGAGAGAGGCUACCACAUCUUCUACCAGAUGAUGACAAACCACAAGCCUGAGCUGAUUGAAAUGUCCCUUCUCACAACCAACCCCUACGACUUCCCCAUGUGCAGCAUGGGUCAGAUCACUGUGAAGAGCAUUGAUGACAAAGUCGAGCUGGAAGCCACUGAUAACGCCAUUGACAUCCUGGGCUUCACUAAUGAGGAGAAGAUGAGCAUCUACAAAAUGACAGGUGCUGUACUUCACCACGGUAACAUGAAGUUCAAGCAGAAGCAACGUGAGGAGCAGGCUGAACCUGAUGGCACAGAGGAUGCUGACAAGGUUGCCUACCUGUUGGGCCUGAACUCUGCUGACAUGCUUAAGGCUCUGUGCUAUCCCAGAGUCAAGGUCGGAAAUGAGUAUGUCACCAAGGGACAGACAGUGCCUCAGGUGCUGAACUCUGUCACUGCCCUGGCCAAGUCCAUCUAUGAAAGGAUGUUCUUGUGGAUGGUCGUCCGUAUCAACCAGAUGUUGGACACCAAGCAGCAAAGGAACUUCUUCAUUGGUGUCUUGGACAUUGCUGGAUUUGAAAUCUUUGACUUCAACACACUGGAGCAGCUGUGUAUCAACUUCACCAAUGAGAAACUGCAACAGUUUUUCAACCACCACAUGUUCGUCCUGGAGCAAGAGGAGUACAAGAAGGAGGGUAUUGUCUGGGAGUUCAUUGACUUCGGUAUGGACUUGGCUGCCUGUAUUGAGCUGAUUGAGAAGCCCAUGGGUAUCUUCUCCAUCCUUGAAGAGGAGUGCAUGUUCCCCAAGGCAACAGACACAUCCUUCAAGAACAAGCUGUAUGACCAGCAUCUUGGCAAAACCAAAGCUUUUGAGAAGCCAAAGCCUGCCAAGGGCAAGGCCGAGGCCCACUUCUCCCUGGUGCACUAUGCUGGCACUGUGGACUACAACAUCGCUGGGUGGCUGGACAAGAACAAGGACCCACUGAACGAGUCUGUUAUUCAGCUGUACCAGAAGUCCUCAUGCAAAUUACUGGCUGUCCUCUAUCCCCCUGCUCCAGCUGAGGACACUAGCAAGAAGGGAGGCAAGAAGAAGGGUGGUUCCAUGCAGACUGUGUCCUCCCAGUUCAGGGAGAACUUGGGUAAGCUGAUGACCAACUUGAGGAGCACCCAUCCUCACUUUGUGCGUUGCCUGAUUCCCAAUGAGUCAAAGACUCCAGGUUUAAUGGAGAACUUCCUGGUCAUCCACCAGCUCAGGUGUAACGGUGUGCUGGAGGGUAUCAGAAUCUGCAGGAAAGGUUUCCCCAGCAGAAUCCUCUACGGUGACUUCAAACAGAGAUACAAGGUGCUGAAUGCCAGUGUCAUCCCUGAGGGACAGUUCAUUGACAACAAGAAGGCCUCAGAGAAGCUGCUUGGAUCAAUUGAUGUCAACCAUGAUGAGUACAGAUUUGGACACACCAAGGUGUUCUUCAAGGCUGGUCUGCUGGGUGUUCUUGAGGAGAUGAGAGAUGAGAAAUUGGCAAGCCUGGUAACAAUGACUCAGGCUGCUUGCCGUGGCUUCCUCAUGAGAAGGGAGUUUGUUAAGAUGAUGGAAAGGAGGGAAGCUAUCUACACCAUCCAGUACAAUGUCCGCUCAUUCAUGAAUGUCAAACACUGGCCAUGGAUGAAGGUGUACUACAAGAUCAAGCCUCUCCUCAAGAGCGCUGAGACUGAGAAGGAGCUGGCCCAGAUGAAGGAGAACUAUGAAAAGAUGACAUCAGACUUAGCUACUGCCUUGGCCAAGAAGAAGGAACUGGAGGAGAAGAUGGUUUCUCUUCUGCAGGAAAAGAACGAUCUGCAGCUGCAAGUGGCAUCAGAAUCAGAGAAUCUGUCAGAUGCUGAAGAGAGAUGUGAGGGACUGAUCAAGAGCAAGAUUCAGCUGGAAGCCAAGCUCAAAGAGAUAACUGAGAGGCUGGAAGAUGAAGAGGAGAUCAAUGCUGAGCUCACUGCCAAGAAAAGGAAGCUGGAGGAUGAAUGCUCAGAGCUCAAAAAGGACAUUGAUGACUUGGAGCUUACCUUGGCCAAAGUGGAAAAGGAGAAGCAUGCCACCGAGAACAAGGUGAAGAACCUGACUGAGGAGAUGGCCUCUCAAGACGAGAGCAUUGCCAAACUCACAAAGGAGAAGAAGGCACUCCAAGAGGCUCAUCAGCAGACCCUUGAUGACCUGCAGGCAGAGGAAGACAAAGUCAACACUCUGACCAAGUCCAAGACUAAGCUGGAGCAGCAAGUGGAUGAUCUCGAGGGCUCACUGGAACAAGAGAAGAAGCUUCGCAUGGACCUUGAGAGAGCCAAGAGAAAGCUGGAGGGAGAUCUGAAAUUGGCCCAGGAAUCCAUCAUGGAUCUGGAGAAUGACAAGCAGCAGUCUGAGGAGAAACUGAAGAAGAAAGACUUUGAAAUCAGCCAGCUCCUCAGCAAGAUUGAGGAUGAGCAGUCUUUGGGCGCUCAGCUUCAGAAAAAGAUCAAGGAGCUCCAGGCCCGUAUUGAGGAGCUUGAGGAAGAGAUUGAGGCUGAGCGUGCUGCUCGGGCCAAGGUUGAGAAACAGAGGGCUGACCUCUCCAGGGAACUUGAGGAGAUCAGUGAGAGGCUGGAGGAAGCUGGAGGUGCCACUGCUGCUCAAAUUGAGAUGAACAAGAAGCGCGAGGCUGAGUUCCAGAAGCUCCGUCGUGAUCUUGAAGAGUCCACUCUGCAGCAUGAAGCCACCGCUGCAGCUCUGCGCAAGAAGCAGGCUGACAGUGUUGCUGAGCUGGGUGAGCAGAUCGACAACCUCCAGCGCGUCAAGCAGAAGCUUGAGAAGGAAAAGAGCGAAUACAAGAUGGAGAUCGAUGACCUCAGCAGCAACAUGGAGGCUGUUGCUAAAGCCAAGGGCAAUCUUGAAAAGAUGUGCCGUACUCUUGAGGACCAACUCAGUGAACUGAAGACCAAGAAUGAUGAGAACAGUCGUCAGAUCAAUGACUUGAGUGCACAGAAGGCACGCCUGCUCACUGAGAAUGGUGAGUUUGGCCGUCAACUUGAGGAGAAGGAAGCUCUUGUUUCUCAGCUGACCAGAGGUAAACAGGCUUUCACCCAGCAGAUUGAUGAGCUGAAGAGACAGAUUGAAGAGGAGGUCAAGGCCAAGAAUGCCCUUGCACAUGCAGUGCAAUCUGCCCGCCAUGACUGUGAUCUGCUCAGGGAGCAGUUUGAGGAGGAGCAGGAGGCAAAGGCUGAGUUGCAGAGAGGAAUGUCCAAGGCUAACAGUGAGGUGGCUCAAUGGAGAACCAAAUAUGAAACUGAUGCCAUCCAGCGCACAGAGGAGCUUGAAGAAGCCAAGAAAAAGUUGGCUCAACGUCUCCAGGAGGCUGAGGAACAGAUUGAGGCAGUGAACUCUAAGUGUGCAUCCUUGGAGAAGACCAAACAGAGGCUCCACAGUGAAGUAGAGGACCUUAUGAUUGAUGUGGAGAGAGCCAAUGCUCUUGCUGCUAACCUUGACAAGAAGCAGAGGAACUUCGACAAGGUGUUGGCUGAGUGGAAACAGAAGUAUGAGGAGUCUCAGGCCGAGCUUGAGGGUGCUCAGAAAGAGGCUCGUUCUCUCAGCACUGAACUUUUCAAGAUGAAGAACUCUUAUGAGGAGGCUCUGGAUCAGCUGGAGACCAUGAAGCGUGAAAACAAGAACCUUCAGCAGGAGAUCUCAGAUCUGACUGAACAGAUUGGUGAAACUGGCAAGAGCAUCCACGAGCUGGAAAAGGCCAAGAAGCAAGUGGAGACUGAGAAGUCUGAGAUCCAGACUGCUCUUGAGGAAGCUGAGGGAACUCUGGAGCAUGAGGAGUCCAAGAUCCUGCGUGUGCAGCUGGAGCUGAACCAGAUCAAGGGUGAAGUGGACAGGAAGAUUGCAGAGAAAGAUGAAGAGAUUGAGCAGAUUAAGAGGAACAGCCAGAGGGUGAUUGAAUCCAUGCAGGGCACUCUUGAUGCUGAGGUCAGGAGCAGGAACGAUGCCCUGAGAGUCAAGAAGAAGAUGGAGGGAGACCUGAAUGAGAUGGAGAUUCAGCUGAGCCAUGCCAAUCGCCAGGCUGCUGAGGCACAGAAGCAGCUCAGAAAUGUUCAGGCUCAACUGAAGGAUGCUCAACUGCACCUUGAUGAUGCUGUGAGAGCCCAGGACGACCUGAAGGAGCAAGCUGCUAUGGUGGAACGCAGAAACGGUCUCAUGGUGGCUGAAAUUGAGGAGCUGAGAGCUGCUCUGGAACAGACAGAGAGAAGCCGCAAGAUCGCUGAGCAGGAAUUGGUGGACGCCAGUGAGCGUGUUGCACUUCUGCACUCCCAGAACACAAGCCUUCUGAACACCAAGAAGAAGCUUGAAUCCGACCUGGUUCAGGUCCAAGGAGAAGUGGAUGACGCUGUCCAGGAAGCAAGAAAUGCUGAGGACAAGGCCAAGAAGGCCAUCACUGAUGCCGCCAUGAUGGCUGAGGAGCUCAAAAAGGAGCAGGACACCAGUGCUCACCUGGAGAGGAUGAAGAAGAACCUUGAGGUUGCUGUGAAAGAUCUGCAGCAUCGUCUGGAUGAAGCUGAGAACCUGGCCAUGAAGGGUGGCAAGAAGCAGCUCCAGAAACUUGAGUCUAGGGUGCGUGAGCUGGAGUCAGAGGUUGAGAAUGAGCAGAGACAUGGCGCAGAUGCCGUUAAGGGUGUCCGCAAAUAUGAGAGGAGAGUGAAGGAGCUCACCUACCAGACCGAGGAGGAUAAGAAAAACAUCAACAGGCUCCAGGAUCUGGUUGACAAGUUGCAGCUUAAGGUGAAGGCCUACAAGAGGCAGUCUGAGGAAGCGGAGGAGCAGGCCAAUGUUCAUCUGUCCAAGUGCAGAAAACUCCAGCAUGAGCUGGAGGAGGCUGAGGAGCGUGCUGACAUUGCUGAGUCUCAGGUCAACAAGCUGAGAGCAAAGAGCCGUGACUCUGGCAAGGGAAAAGAUGCAGCUGAGUAA